Zingiber officinale is the source of this 1344-nucleotide messenger RNA. Its product is annotated as cyclin-D3-2-like. Lineage: Eukaryota; Viridiplantae; Streptophyta; Magnoliopsida; Zingiberales; Zingiberaceae. The transcript has 3 exons. Gene Ontology annotation, cellular component: nucleus; cyclin-dependent protein kinase holoenzyme complex; cytoplasm. The coding region runs from base 232 to 1248 and encodes 338 amino acids. Gene Ontology annotation, molecular function: cyclin-dependent protein serine/threonine kinase regulator activity. Gene Ontology annotation, biological process: regulation of cyclin-dependent protein serine/threonine kinase activity; mitotic cell cycle phase transition. The record is from RefSeq and is a predicted model, not a curated record.
UAAAACCCUCUCCUUCCCCAUUCAUUUCAUUGCAGGCCUUUUGGCGGAGAAAAGAAGGGACAGCAGCAGAGCCGAGACAAUACGAGCCCGCUUGGUGGAGAAAAGAGAAGAGAGCAGAGAAGGAUGGAGAAGAGGAGCGCUUCCACUCUUUCUCCUUUUACUCUCUUCUGCUGCAAAUUUUUGUUAUGAGGAAUCGAGCAUUCCAUUUUUUCCCAGUUUGCUGGAUGAAAAAUGGCUCUUGUAUCUCUCUUCGAUCAUCUUGAUUGUGAAGAAGAGAACUUGGAGUUGGAGGAAGAGCAACGUGAGCUGCUGGCGGACCUGCCGCUUCCGGCGGCGGAGGCUGAGGUAGAGUGGGAGCAGUUUCGCUGCUCUCUGGAGGCGAAAGAAAUGGAAUUUCUUCCGAAGCCUUGUCCUGACGGCGGCGGCGGGUUCUAUCUCCGGUCAGCCAGGAUGGAGACGGUCGAAUGGGUCGUGCAUGGCGCCGCUCAGCACGGCUUCUCUGCCCUCACGGCGCUGCUCGCCGUGAACUACCUCGACCGGUGCUUCCUCCCCUGCUCCGCGCGGGGCGAGCUCCUCCGGCUCCAGGACGACAAACCGUGGAUGGGGAGGCUCGCGGCCGUGGCGUGUCUCUCGCUAGCGGCUAAGGUGGAGGAGACGCGCGUCCCUCUUCUACUCGACCUCCAGCUUUUCCCGGAGCCCCCGGAGGACGGCGGUUUCGUGUUCGAACCCAAGACCAUCCGGCGGAUGGAGCUUCUGGUGCUCUCCGCUCUCGGAUGGCGGACGAAUCCCGUCACCCCGCUCUCCUUCAUCCAUCACCUCCUUCCUCGCCUCUUCUCGAAGGCUAAAACUGCCGAAGCCGACUUCGCUGGCUCCGACAUUACCUACCGCGUCAGCGCACUGACGUCGAGGUGUGAAGCGGCUCUUCUAUCUGUAAUCGCCGAUCAGAGAUGGGUCCGAUAUCCGGCAUCGGUAUGGGCGGCGGCGGCGCUGCUCGAUGCCACGGAAGCCGGCGACCACCACCGACUGUCCCUCAACGCCCCAAAGGAAAAAGUGGAAGAAUGCUAUCGACUUAUCCUGGAGAGGACGCCGACCGCCAUGAUUCACCACAAGCGCAAGCGCUCCUCCGUUCCCUGCUUCUGUUCAUCGCCGCCGCCGAGUCCAAGCGGGGUGAUCGGGUCCUGCUUCAGCUGCGACUCAUGGGCGCCGCCGCCUCCUUACAAGAGAAACAAUGGCGGCACGAGCAAGUAGCAUAAUGCCUGUAAAAGCUACGGGUGUAGCUCGAGAUCGGAGGCACUGCUGGUUUCCUCAACUCAUCAAUGCAAUGCAUCUUAUUCUGGUUCGACA